Messenger RNA from Nicotiana attenuata, 2014 nucleotides. Its product is annotated as urea-proton symporter DUR3. Gene Ontology annotation, cellular component: plasma membrane. Gene Ontology annotation, molecular function: urea transmembrane transporter activity. The record is from RefSeq and is a predicted model, not a curated record. Gene Ontology annotation, biological process: urea transmembrane transport. Lineage: Eukaryota; Viridiplantae; Streptophyta; Magnoliopsida; Solanales; Solanaceae.
GAAAUCAAGAGAUGUAUUAAUUAUCAGUUCAUCAUGAGUCAAAUGGCUUCAAACUGUCCACCUUUUCAAUUUUCAUCAAAAUAUUAUAGUGUUUCUGGAGAUGGGGAUAGUUGUGUGAGGCAAAGCAGCUUUUUUGGAGGAAAACCUCUUGUUAAUCAGGGUGUUGGCUACUCUGUCAUUCUUGGUUUUGGAGCUUUUUUCGCAGUCUUCACUUCUUUCCUGGUUUGGCUGGAAAAAAGAUAUGUUGGCUCCCGUCAUACAUCAGAAUGGUUCAACACAGCUGGUAGAAAUAUUGCUAGUGUAAUUGUGUCUCAGGUACCAUUGUUAUUGUCAAUGUAACUGGUCUGUGAAAUCGUGAAAGCAAGGUGGCAGGCAGCUGCUCAUCUUGUUUUUCUGGGGUUUUGCUUCUUGACCAACAUUAUAGUAACAGCCAUGCUGCUUCUUGGUGGAUCAGCUGUCGUUAAUGCACUCACUGGCGUCAAUAUAUAUGCUGCAAGUUUUCUUAUCCCUCUUGGUGUCAUAGUUUACACCUUAGCAGGAGGGAUAAAAGCUACUUUCUUGGCGAGCUAUAUACAUUCUGUCAUAGUACACGUGGUUUUAGUCAUCUUUGUGUACCUAGUAUAUGUUGCUAGCAAUGAACUUGGCAGCCCAAGCCUGGUUUACAGACGUUUAUUAGAGAUAAUAGCAAGCAAGUCAAGAAAUUGUCAAGAGCCAAUCUCCCAUGUUGGACUCUGUGGUCCUGUUACUGGGAAUUUCAAGGGGUCUUAUGUUACUAUGUUGAGUUCAGGUGGUCUUGUCUUUGGUAUCAUCAACAUCGUGGGAAAUUUUGGCACAGUUUUCGUUGACAAUGGGUACUGGGUAAGUGCCAUUGCUGCAAGACCAUCAUCGACGCAUAAGGGCUAUUUGUUGGGUGGUCUAGUUUGGUUUGCUGUGCCAUUCUCUUUGGCAACAUCACUAGGUCUUGGAGCAUUAGCUCUUGAUCUACCAAUAACAGCAAGUGAGGCUAGCCAUGGACUAGUUCCUCCAGCUACAGCUAUUGCUUUGAUGGGAAAAGGGGGGUCGAUUCUUCUCCUCACAUGCUCUUUAUGUAAGGCUGUCACAUCAGCUGGUUCAUCUGAGCUAAUUGCAGUCUCUUCAUUAUGUACAUAUGACAUAUAUCGUGCAUACAUCAAUCCGGAUGCAAGUGGAAAACAAAUUCUAAAAGUUUCAAGAGGAGUUGUGUUAGGAUUUGGCUGUUUCAUGGGCAUUUUAGCAGUAGUUUUAAACAAGGCAGGGGUUUCUCUAGGUUGGAUGUACUUAGCCAUGGGAAUUUUCAUAGGAUCAGCUGUUCUCCCAAUUGCUUUCAUGCUUUUAUGGCGAAAAGCAAGCAGUUUUGGUACAAUGCUAGGGACACUAAACACAGUUGUUGGCUGUUUGUUAGGGAUUAUCACUUGGUUAUCGGUCACUAAAAUCGAGUAUGGAAGGAAAUCUGGUAGAAAUGCGCCAAUGCUUGCAGGAAACCUUGUUUCUAUACUUACUGGUGGAGCUAUUCAUGCGGUUUGUAGCUUUCUAAGGCCCCAGAACUAUGAUUGGCAGACUACUAAGCAGAUAACAGUGGUUGAAAAGGAAAAGAAUGAAUUGCCACCUGAAGAGUUCAAAGAGGAAAAGCAACAAGCCAAAGCAUGGAUAAUCAAAUGGGGCAUUGGUUUCGCAGUCGCGAUAGUAGUUUUCUGGCCUAUUCUUACACUUCCUGUGGGGCAAUUUAGCAAGGGAUACUUCACAUUCUGGGCUGUAAUAGCUAUUGUAUGGGGUACAGUAGGAUCAGCAGUUAUUAUUGCUUUACCAUUGAAGGAAAGCUGGGGAACCAUCCAAAGUGUGCUAAUAAUGGAAAAGUUGGAAGACUUAAACUCCAAGCUGAAUGCAUUUAUUGUAGCAAUGCCUGAAGUAGAGAGGGUGUAUUUACUUGAGAAAGAAAGGAGCAAGAGAAAGGAAGCAUCAGAAUCCGAUCAGAUUGUUGCUUCACCAAGUCAUUGAA